AUGUCCUCCGGCAUCCUCCGGCGUACCCUCCCCCCUUUUUUACCACUCCUUCACCCUCUCCCCUCUCUUUCUAUCUCUUUCCCCUGUUUCCCCCCCUGGUUCCCCUGUUUCCCCCCCUGGUCCCCCUGUCCUCCUCUCUUCCCCCUAUCCUCCUCUCUUCCCCCUAUCCUCCUCUCUCGCCCCUGUCCUCCUCUCUCCCUCCUUUCCUCCUCUCUUCCCCCUGUCCUCCUCUCUCCCUCCUGUCCUCCUCUCUUCCCCUUGUCCACCUCUCUUCCCCCUGUCCUCCUCUCUUCCCCUUGUCCACCUCUCUGCGGAGAUAACUAG
Molecule: messenger RNA, 324 nt
Organism: Closterium sp. NIES-65
Lineage: Eukaryota; Viridiplantae; Streptophyta; Zygnematophyceae; Desmidiales; Closteriaceae
Source: the annotation of a GenBank genome assembly